CCUAUAUAAAGGAAAGAAAAAAAAUAAUUUCUAAUACAAGUUUGGUAUUCGGAAAUCACCAAAGUUGAAAUAAAUUGAAAAUUAAUUUAACUGGCGGAUUGCAAUUUUAAACAUGAAGUCCUUAAUAUUAUUCGGGAUUUUAACUGUGAUUGCUGUAACUUCUUCUUCACUUUUGGAUAAGAUAACUGAGAAUAAGUAUUUAAGUGAAUUGAAACUUAGCCCAGAACAUAUACAGGAACUGAAAGACAAAUUAACUAUUGAUCAAUUGCAGACAAAUGAAAAGAAAUGCCCAUGUGAAAUUUUAGAUGAAUAUAAAGACAAAUUAAAAGCAAUACCUUCUGAUAUAAAAAAGAAAUAUGCGGAGUUUAUACUGAAACAUCCUAAGUAUCUGAUGCCUUCCCUUAAAUUAAAACGUAAAAUUAAAAAUAUCGGAGACAAAUUAGAAGACUGUGUUAAAAAUUUAAAAACAGACUUAAAGGAUUUAUUAUCAAAAAAAAAAAUUGAAUUGAAUGACAAACAAUUGGAUCAUCUUAAGGAUAUUCUCGGGGAGUUAGGUAAAUUAGAUCUUAACCUCGAUAAACUUGCCGAUAAAAUCAAGGAUGUAAUUAAAAAAGAUUUGGAUUUCAAGAAAGAUCUUUUAGAUAAAUCUUUAAAUUUUGUCGAUAAAGCUAAAGAUAAAGCUAAGCAAGAUAUUCAGGAUUUAAAAGAUAAAAUUGAUGAUGCAGUAGAGAAGCGUGAAAUUAGUGCUCAGAAAUUGUCAGAUUUAUUGGAUAAAAUUAAAGAUAAAACGAAAUCAACAAAGGAUUUCGUUAAAAGUUUGUACGGUUGUGCCUAUAAGAAAUUGCGUUCUGAUUCGUCUUCAUCAGAAUCAUCAGAAUCAUCAGAAAGUAGUGAAUCCAGCUCCAGUUCAUCAUCUGAAGAAAGUGAUGAAUCUAAUGCAGCUCAGCCUGGCACUCCUGAUUUGCCUUCAGACGAUAAAAAAGAAAAAAAGAAACAUCAUCAUAAGAAACCCAAGUUCAUCAGAAAACUCAUGAAGAAACUGAGCAAAGAUGCCCUUAAAUAUGACUUGGGUCUUGAUAGUAAUUUGGGCUUAGGCCUUGGGAGCGGAAAACUGGGUCUAGGAAGUAGCGCAGGACUUGGUGGAAGUUUAGGUCUUGGAAGUGGUCUAGAACUUAAUGGUAAUUUGGGUCUUGGAGGUAGCGGAGGACUUGGUAAUAAAUUGGGUCUAGGAGGUAGCGGAGGACUUGGUGGCAGUCUGGGCCUUGGAAGUAAUGGGCUUUCUGGUAAUUUAGACCUUGGAGGUGGCGGAGGACUUGGUUUGGGGCUUGGAAGUGGUGGACUUGGUGGUAAAUUAGGCCUUGGAGGUAACGGAGGACUUGGUGGCAGUCUGGGCCUUGGAAGUGGUGGACUUGGUGGUAAAUUAGGCCUUGGAGGUAACGGAGGACUUGGUGGCAGUCUGGGCCUUGGAACUGAUGGGCUUGCUUCUAAAUUAGGCCUUGGAAGUAGUGGAGGACUUGGAAGCAGUCUGGGCCUUGGAACUGAUGGGCUUGCUUCUAAAUUAGGCCUUGGAAGUAGUGGAGGACUUGCUAGCAAAUUGGGUCUUGGAAGUAGUGGAGGACUUGCUAGUAAAUUGGGUCUUGGAAGCGGUGGUACUGGAGGAUUAAGUCUCGGUAAUGGAAUAUCCCUUGGAGGAUAAAUUUUCUUGAUUUAAGAUUUCUCUUUUAUAACUGAACCAUUAAUAUUAUGUAUUUACGUCAAUUAUGAAUUUUAAUGUGUAGAAAAAUGAAUUAAUCUUCUGAAAUAAAUAAAACAGUUUAUUAGAAA
This is a messenger RNA of Leptopilina heterotoma, 1824 nucleotides long. RefSeq names its product keratin, type I cytoskeletal 9-like. Lineage: Eukaryota; Metazoa; Arthropoda; Insecta; Hymenoptera; Figitidae. The record is from RefSeq and is a predicted model, not a curated record. The coding region runs from base 113 to 1696 and encodes 527 amino acids. The transcript has 18 exons.